UCGUGUGUAGACAUUUCAAGGGCCUGUUGUGUGUAGCUAUCCGCACAAGAACCUGGUCAUAAUGCCUUGCCUGGUUAUUGAUUAACAGCCAAGAAGACUUAACAUGUCCAGAGAACCCGGGGCCUUUGUAUACACAGUCAGGCUGUUCACACUAAGGUGUGGUCAUGGCCGUUUAUUGCAAGUAGUAAAGAGAGAAUGGACUGAGUUAGAGGGAGAGAGAAUAAGAAGAAGGGACGUCAAAUCAGUGUUAACAAGCAACAGUUGAACUAAUCCAAGGUAAAUCUGGUGAAGGUAAAAGAUUUGAUAAUAUCUCAUCUGAACAUUGAAAGUGGUGUCAACAUGAACAAUAACCAGACAUCAGGUCCCCAGUAUGUGAACUAUGGAUUUCAAGAGGCGGCCGGAACUGAGGGAAGAGCCUCUGCAAAUGCUUCUGCCCCGCAGAUGCCCAACGCCCCCCUCUCUAUUUACCCUCAGUACACCCCUCAGACCAUCAACACCCACCACACGUUCACCCCUGGAUUACCACAUCCUGUCCCAGUACGAAAAGUGGUGAAGAAAAGUCGCUGUAAAUGUAUUGUGGCCUUAAUUCUAAGUGUCUUAGUUCUCCUUGGGGCAGCUGGAGCGUUGGUUUGGUAUUUCUUGUCCUACCAGUGUGUGUUGGGGAGGUCCUGUAGCGAGGGAGGUGUGUGUCUGAAUGCCUCUCAGUGGUGUGAUGGCAUCAGAGACUGUCCAGGAGGAGAAGAUGAGUCACAGUGCCUACGCCUUCAUGGGUCUGGUUUUGUGCUGCAGAGUUACUCAUCAGACAGUCAGAUGUGGAAGCCAGUGUGUGCUGAUAACUGGAAUGACAACAUUGGCAGGGCCACCUGUCAGCAGAUUGGAUACAGCAGUGCGUCCUAUGUUCGGUUCUCACAAAGAAACCCAGGCUCCUUGGCCGUUGAUGGCUAUAUGAAGCUGUCAGGCUUUGACCCUCAUUCCCUUCUACAGGGGCAGCUAACCAGCAGUCCCUACUGCUCAUUACAAGCAGUCUCCCUGCAGUGUAUUGACUGUGGUGUGAGUGUCGCGCCCACUAGGAGCCGUAUUGUAGGAGGCGACAUAGCGGUGAGCGGGGCUUGGCCCUGGCAAGUCAGUCUGCACUCCAACUACCAGCACCAGUGUGGAGGCUCCAUCAUCAGCCCUGAGUGGAUCAUCACUGCAGCCCACUGUGUAGAAACAUACCAACACAUCUUGACCACCAAAGUCCAUUUGAUGUCACAAAGCCAUCCAGUACUUCAAAAAUAUCCUCAUGUUGUCCUGGUUUCCAGUGGUUUGCAGAAGAGGAUGUCUUCCUUAAUUGACCCCCCAUAAACGUAAUGGACAUAUACCAGGAGCUGUGCCAGGCCUGACAAGUCUG
Oncorhynchus gorbuscha (pink salmon) is the source of this 1390-nucleotide messenger RNA. Its product is annotated as transmembrane protease serine 2-like. The transcript is spliced from 11 exons. The coding region runs from base 340 to 1344 and encodes 334 amino acids. NCBI's taxonomy places the organism in Eukaryota, Metazoa, Chordata, Actinopteri, Salmoniformes, Salmonidae. Gene Ontology annotation, biological process: proteolysis. Gene Ontology annotation, cellular component: membrane. Gene Ontology annotation, molecular function: serine-type endopeptidase activity; protein binding. The record is from RefSeq and is a predicted model, not a curated record.